Messenger RNA from Mytilus californianus (California mussel), 6509 nucleotides. Its product is annotated as nephrocystin-4-like. Gene Ontology annotation, biological process: protein localization to ciliary transition zone; negative regulation of canonical Wnt signaling pathway. Gene Ontology annotation, cellular component: ciliary base; non-motile cilium; ciliary transition zone. Lineage: Eukaryota; Metazoa; Mollusca; Bivalvia; Mytilida; Mytilidae. The record is from RefSeq and is a predicted model, not a curated record. The transcript has 29 exons. The coding region runs from base 544 to 4968 and encodes 1474 amino acids.
UUUUCAUGUUGUAUUAGUCUUAAGGUAAUCAUUAAAUUUAUGAGGUGAAAGGACAAGAAGUUUAAAAUUUUUAAUAACUUAGGGAUUUUAUUGAAUAGAUAGUGUGAUACAAGUUUGUGGUUAUAUCAGACGUUUAGUUAGAGAAAAUGUACUUCAAAUGAAAGUGACUUUGUGAAUUAUUGAUUCGGUAACCUGACGGAUUUUACAGGAUAUAUCUUAUAAGCUUGAUAAAUAUGAUAUUUGAAAGGUAAAAGCUGUAAGAAAAUUAUACAUGAAAUAAUAUAUUCUAACUGGCUGAUAAUGUUUCUGUUUGUGCAGAAAAAUACAUUACAGAGAAUUUUGAUAUUUAUAAUGCAUAGGAAUAUACAUAUAUUCAGUGUUGAGAAAUAUUAGUGUUUAAAGUAGGAACAUUUUGCAAAUUUGUAAAAAUAUAGACUGGGACGAAUAGUAUUAGUCCUAGAUAUAGGCAGCAUAUUAUAGGACUUACAGUGGAGAACUGAUUGAUCAUUCUGUAGGCUGACAUUCUAUAGAAUUAAAUGUAAUAUGAAAUACUUGACCUUACAUAGAAGUUUACCACAAAGACAUAAUUUUCUGUGGAAACAGCAUGAUCCGACUGUAGAUAAACAUGCUGAUUGUGACAACAUACCAAUUGUUAUAUCAUUGAAGCAAAUACAUGGAUUAACUCCUCCUUAUCAAAUUAAGCUUGAUGUAGGAAAACAGCCUGAAUACCAAGUUAGAGUUAGUCUUUAUGAUGCCACCUAUAAGAAUUUUCUUGGACGACAGUGGCUGGGUCCGCUCCACACGGCUCAGGGAGGAGGUGAAAACAAACCCAAGUUAAAGUAUAAUCAGAAUGUAUACUUCCACACCUCCAUCAACAGUAUAGGUGUCAUGGCAAUUGUAGAGGUCAUCUCAUUAAUGAUGGACCAGAAUGGCAACAUGAAGUACAACCCCUGUGGUUGGACUAUUGUUAGGAUAUUCAAAACAGAUGAAGAGCUACCAGAUUCUUCCAGAUCCAGUACAGUUCCUGUUCAAAAGAUUCAAAUGUAUUAUGGUUCACCUAGAGCUUUGUAUUUUAUGGAGGAACCAUUAGAAGAAAACAAUUUAUUGAAACCUAUACCAGACUGUGUAUUACAAUGUACGAUAGCCACACACAAAGCCAUGUUAUAUGCCAUGUCUGUAAUGCCAGAAAAUGUAAUUGUGGGUAACAACGAUGUCAUACCAGGACUUCAGGAUGGUAAUACUCCAGGGAAAGAUAGAAUGAAGAAAGCCAAGUUACAUAGACAGGUUAUAGCUACUAUUGAAGCAUUGAACAUUCACCUCCCGCCAUCUGUAGAGAAGUUUGAAGAUGAAUUAUGUGCCCUGUUGAGUGAAGAUCGAAGACACAGAGAAAAUCGUCAAACAGGAACAAAUGUUUCUAUUGUAGAAAGGAGACUUUUGAUAGGGGUACACAAUGGUUGGUGUUAUUUGUCCAAACCAGAACUUCAUCACUUGGAUGUAUGGAGUGAGGGGAACAAAGUACUGAAACCACAGGCUAGUCCUAGUAUGAGAAGAAGUCAGAAAUACAUGUCAACUUCAGUCAGAUCAUUAAAUGGGGCUGUUAGUCAACAUGGUCAAGGUACAAUGCUUGUGUUAAAGAACAGAUUAGAGAUUUGUGAGUUAUUGGAAGAUCCUAUGUUGUCACUGGUGUUUACAUUGGAGUAUGUUAUUGGUGAACCUAUCUCUCAGGAGGAAAGAAAGAUGUAUAGUAGCCUCAGCAGAGGUAAUUCUCGUAUUGUAGCACUACGUUGGUGUGCCUGGAAUCCGUUCCUACAUCCUAACCAGGAGAAUAUUAGUAUAUCAUUGAUGGGUGGAGCUGUCCCUAAUCCCAACGAUGAUCUAACUUAUAAACUACCAGAUACUAAAAUGCAAGACGCUGAUGCUGGGAAACAUGCUGGUGGAUCUAUUAACUUCUACUGGAAAUGCUCAAUGGAUGGCCAGUCCUUGCAGGUGCCCAUGGGAGCCCCACACUUUUUACCAGGGUCUAUGCCGUCAGUGAGAAGUGACGAUGGAAGUGAGGCAUUACCCAGUCCAGAUAGCAGCAAGAGGCCACCAUCAGGGAGAGUGAAGGAAGUAAAAGAAAGGAAAGGUGGGGGUAGACAUACAAGUUGGUCCAGUGAUACAACAAAAGGAUCACAUCUCGGAGAAUCAUUUGCUGGACCUCACUCCCUACAGGUGCCACAAAUCCAGAUGCCACAGACAUACUACCCUCAAGGCUAUCAACCACAGAUGCCACAGAUGCCACCAAUGUAUGGAAUGGCACCCCAUACAUAUAUGCCAAUGAUGCAAGGCCCAGCCUAUGAUAUUAGUCACAGACAGCCGUCAAUCCCACCACCUCAUCCAGAAAUAAGUGAGCAGGUAUUCCGUCCUACCCAUACUCCUAUAAUGAUGCCUCUUCCACAGCCAGACAGAGCCCAAGGACUGUCUAGAGCAGCCUAUGCCAGACUUUACUCAGCUGGUUUCCAUCCAAUUCUGGAUCGUAAUAAGGAGCCACCAGAAGUUAUAGAUCCUAAUGUACCAGUACAGAUAGACUUAGUCAAAGAGGAACAAGAUACAUUACAAUGUAAUGAAAUUAUCUUCCAGUUCUUAGCCUUCUCCAAAUAUGGCAGUGACAUCCAAGAGAAGAAUAAACAUGCCGGGACAGUAUUCUUUACUUUCCAAUUCUACAGGUGUCCACAAGUUACCACAGAAAGACUGUUGUUGGCGAAACCACAGAAUGACCUGUCUUCAGAUCCAUUGUCCAUGCCAUUUAUACUGCAGAGAUUAGAGAAAGAUGGAGCUCUAAGUAAUGGACCACCAGGACUAGAGGUUAAAUAUUAUAUGGAUCCAAUGUCUAUGAAACUAGGAGAAGUCAGUUUGCUUUUAUCUCAUCUAUACAGACAGAGAUUACAUAUUGAUGUCUGGGAUGGAGACUCACUGAUGAGGAUUGGUUCUGCUUCAGUACCUCUCAUGUAUUUAUGUAGAAGUGGACACGAAGCUGUUCAGUCGACCUUUGAACUUGAUGUAGUAAUGAUGGAAUAUGAUGACCCCAAUCUUAUAGCUGGUACCCAGAGUCAAGGUGCUCAGCCAUUAGGGAUACAGUCCAUGAUGAAAGGAAAACUGCAUUUUAGGAUGGCUAAUGUUGGACAUUAUUCUGAUCCUAAAGCCAACUUAAUGGAUGGCAUGUUAACAAAAACACAGCAGGUGUCCAGUAAAUCUACCAAAGUCAUUUCAAAUACAGCAGGUAACAUUGCUUAUCCUGGUGGCAGUCUAAAUACUAAUUAUACAGGUAUAACACCAAAGAAGAAGGUAGCCAGAGCUCAUCACAUCACAGAGAGUAACAGAGAAGUAGCAGCCCUACUUCACUCACAUCAGGACCAAGUUAUUCCUGAGAGGGACAAUAAUCGUGAAGGAGACUCAGAGAAACUGAGAAAGUUAUCACGUAUGGAGGCCGUCAGACAGAAGGAGGGAAUAGAUAAUAAGUUUAAUACUGUUAUGAGUUAUAAAACAGAGAAGCAAGAGAGGAUGAGAGAUUUUAAGACACUUGAGAUUUACCGUAUGCAAAGUAAGAAGGACGGAAUCUUGAACAUGCUCAGUCAGGCUAUCACUACAGAUCACGUGAUCAAUCCAGCAUUUGGUAGUACAGAAUUCUUUGAGUUUGUACUGAAAAAUCCUUACAAUGUACAGCAAACAUUUACUGUGGAGUUUGAUGACAAGUAUUUACAUGUAAUCACAGAUGCUCGUGAAUGGAGAUACUUCAAACAACUGAAUGGUUUACAGUCACCAUUAGAGGAAGGAAUGUUUACCAAACAAAGUAAAUCUCAGUUUGCAGAGAUCUUCCUCAGACCAAAGGAGACAGUGUAUAUUCCAUUUAAAUAUCUGUCGUUUAAGGCUGAUCACACUGUUCAUCCACAGGGACCAGUUGAUCCAUUCAAAAAAAGUGAAAAGAAGAUUGAAAAAUCAGAGGAUAGUUUGAAAGAAAGUCUAAUUAGGGUACAUUUUAAUGGAGAAGAUGGCAAGUCAGUAUCUAUCAUGUCAUUAAAAGUCCAACCUAUACCUCAUGUUAUAGACCAGACCUUCAGAUUCCAUAGUCCAGAACAAACAUUCCUAAAAAGGUCCAUUAGAAUACCUAUGGAUUCCUUACCUGGAGUGCCUGUAGGAGGCCGAGGACUGAAUCAGCUGUUUGUUAGGUGCAGUGAUCCUAAUAUAAUAACAGAAUGUAAAGCUACACAACCAGGAGAACCACUUGAUGUAUAUCUAAAGGUUGCAAUGGGUGCUUCUCCACAGAUUAAGAGAUUUUAUAUAGCCAUUUUCACUGAUGCCUUUAUGUCUAAGCCUAUCCAGGUUUGGCAAGUCUACGCCCAUUCUCUACAGAGAGUCGAUGUGUCCUGUGUGGAGGGACAAACAUCAAGAUUCUCCUUACUACUCAGGGGAACACAGUCAUCUCGUCUUGUUAGAUGUUUCUCAUCUAAUGAUCAAGAAAUGCAGCUGUAUCCAAAUGAACAAUUUAUGUUAGCUGCUGGUGCCGUCCAUGAACUCAGUGUAGCAGUCCGUCCAUUAAACGAGGGCAUUAAAAUCUUCCAUUUGAAUGUAGUUGAUAUUGAAUACCACCAGUUGAUCAGAAAUUGGCUGAUUUGUGUAACCUGCCGAUCUCCAAUGAUUUCACGGGUGUUUGAUCUUUCAUUACCAGUGGGAGGAGGAAAGGGAAGUAGCAAGAGAAUAACUUAUACCAAUCCUUACCCUCACAAAAAGACAUUUAUUCUACUCACAAAUGAGCCAGAAUUGUUACAGUUUAAAGAAACACGAAUAGAAGUCGAAGGUGGAGCGGAACACACGAUAGGAUUACGCUUUGCCCCAGUGAUGAAAACUGGAGCAUCUGAGGUCAUGGUGUUUAUUAACGAUGAGGAUGACAAAAAUGAGGAGACAUUUAAAAUUAAUGCUACUUAUAGUUAAGACCCAUAUUUAGGUAUUGCAUAUGUAUAAUAUCAGAUUAAUUUAUAGGUUGUUUAGUUUUUGCUAAUAAUGCUCUGUUGUCUAAAGAAACUUAUUAGAUCUCUUACUAUAACAAGUGCCUAAAACAAGUGAUGAAGUUAGAAAAAUUAACACUAUCUAAAAUAGAAAUGCCUUUACUAAAUUGAACCAGUUUUUAUUUCAUUGUUACAAAGUUGUAGAUUGGACAUUGUGUUUUGCGGGUCAGUAUCUUCAUUUAAAUGUAUUUAUGUAAUUUUAUCCUUCAAAAUGAUAUAUAUUUUUAACUGCCUGCCUUUACCUUUCCUCUUCUUUUUAAAAAAAAACUUUUUUCAAUAAUUAAGCGCUCCUGUGCAAACAAUGUAGAAGUAACUACAUCCGUGUUUUGGUUUUUGAAAAUAUAUUCAUUUAAGUAAGAUUUUACACCAAAACUUAAAAUAUUUCUUUGCAAGUGAUUGGUGUUAUUUACUCACGCUCACAAACUGUAAAUUCAGAAAUUAUUGCGUGCAUUUACUAUUGCAAUUUUUGUAGAAUGUACAAAAAUGCGAGAUUAAUUAUUGCGAUUUUAGGAAAGUCUCCAUACAGAUAUCUUUCUCAUUUCUUCUGCAACUCAAAUUAGAUAUACCUUGUUAUUAGCAGUAGAAUAGAGCAUUUGCUGAAGAUAGUGGUUUGAUUCUGGUAAUUAUAAUUUUAGUGAUUUCUACUAUACCCUCAAGAAGAUAAAAUGGCUCAAUUAUGAGCAAAGGUAGUCAUGAUUUUUGAAAACUGAUUUUAUUUUGUUUCUUCCAGGGAAAUAACAAGUUUAACAUUACAACGAUGAUUUAUAUUUAUACAGACAUUAAAAAGAAAUGGAAGUGAAGUAAUGAAAUUGCAUUUCCAAAAUUUUUCAACAUGUUCAAUCUGUAAAUUUUGACCUCCCAUGCUCAAGCUAGACAUGGAAUUUUUUGGUCCUAUAAGCUCAGAAGAAACCGUAUUUGACUCUGUGAUUACUUUUAGAAAAUGAAACUAUCUAUACCGUUAGAUACCAAGUUUGAAUAAUUUUGUUGUCUGAAAGUUUUAAUAAUGAAAAAGGGUUUUGUGUUUGAAUCUGCUGUUGUGAAUUGUCAAGUUGUACAUGUAUGUUGGCAACUACAUCUUUAAGCUAGGAAAUUUUAAAGAUGCCAUUGAUAGUGAUAUUCUUUUGAUAUGGAGUGAUAUGUUCUAUACAAUAAACAGGCAGUUUUCUACAUUCAUAGAUACUCGUAACAACAAUUUCAAUAACUACUGGUAGCACUCAGUAAUAAUUUGGUUAAAAUAAUCACCAAUUGAAGAUUACAAUUGUUAAUAUGUCUAUAUUUUUAUUGACUGCUAAAUGGGGAGAUUGAAACAAUUUCAUUCAUUUUUAGUAACUUAACUUUUACAGAUCUGAUUCAAACUGCCAACAAGCAAACUGUGAUAUUUAUAUUUAUUUAUAUAAUAUGUAGAUGUAAAAUAUAUUUAUGGUGAUAACUAUGAAUGUCAAAAUGAAAUAAAAUUUUAAAAAAUUA